UUGAGUGUGUUUGUCUAUGUGCUACAGAGGAGAUCAUGGGACACAUCAACACAGAUUUGGAUUUUUGACAUUUGCAUUGUUACCUCCAUCACUGACUAAUGAUUAAUCAACAGAAAAUUGGUAUCACCACAUAAAGUAAAGAAAACCUACUGUACAGAAAUGUAAAAAGAACACUAACUAUUAUACUGUAAUACUACUGAUAAUAUACUGAAAUACUACUGAUAAUAUACUGUAAUACUACCGAUAUACUGUAAUACUAUUGAUAAUAUACUGUAAUACUAUUGAUAAUAUACGGUAAUACUACCGAUAUACUGUAAUACUAUUGAUAAUAUACUGCUGCCGAGGCACGGCAUCAUGGCUGGAACACAGAAGUCCGACCAGUGGAGGUGGGCUGCAGAGGUUUUGUGGCGACAUCUACAACCAGACAGCUUAGAGACCUGGGAAUUAAGGGCCAGAGCCAGCGUUCGGCAAUCACAGCUGUAUCAGAGGCGGCAGAAGGCAGCAGUCAAUGGCUCUGGAUGAAGAGGAAAGACCCCAGCUGGGCCCCGAAGUGAGAGGGCCAGGAGGUAUGCGGUCAACAAUGCUUGACUCAGGGAGGAGGACGCCCCUGCCAUGCAUAGUCCCAUGGGAUGUUGGCUAUCAACAACAAGGCAACUCCUUUGACUAAUUGGGAAUGGGACGCAAGCGUAGGAUUGAUCACCCUGUCGCUGGCCGCCUUUGGGGAGGGUGUAUAGUGUGAAAGGCCGAAACACCCUAAGAACCAAAGGGACACAACAUCUUCUCCAAGCUGUCAUCCAGAGAAUAUAGUUUACCUUAUGCAGCUGUUGAAACAGUCCAUCCUGGCCACAGACCUCACGCUCCACUUUAUGAACGGGAACAUGGUUUCUGAGCGGGUCGACUGGAAUGUGAAAGGCCACAGAGACGUGUAUAGCCAGACAACUGGAUGUUUUAUCUGAGAUCAUGACUGCCUGAACUCUCCCAGGUCCAUGUUGAUGACAGCGUGUGACUUGGGGUCCGUCACCAAAAACGCUGAGAAAUAUCACACAAGCUAUCUGCGCCGAAAAACACAAGUCCCUUGGCUGAAUGUAGAAGCCUACCCCUGACCUAGAAUCACCCAAACUCGCUCCUCCGGACACCAAGGGGUGCACGUUGUGAUCCUUUUAAUACACAGCUGAUUUUUAAAAAUCUGCUAAUCACCAAACUUUGAUCAUUUGAAUCAGCUGUGUAUUGUUACACAGCUGAUCUCUAUGUAUAGUACUGUAUUCUCCAUGUAUAGUACUGUAUUCUACAUGUAUAGUACUGUAUUCUCCAUGUAUAGUACUGUAUUCUACAUGUAUAGUACUGUAUUCUCCAUGCAUAGUACUGUAUUCACCAUGUAUAGUACUGUAUUCUCUAUGUAUAGUACUGUAUUCUCUAUGUAUAGUACUGUAUUCUCCAUGUAUAGUACUGUAUUCUACAUGUAUAGUACUGUAUUCUACAUGUAUAGUACUGUAUUCUACAUGCAUAGUACUGUAUUCUACAUGCAUAGUACUGUAUUCUCCAUGUAUAGCACUGUAUUCUCCAUGUAUAGCACUGUAUUCUCCAUGUAUAGCACUGUAUUCUCCAUGUAUAGUACUGUAUUCUCCAUGCAUAGUACUGUAUUCUACAUGCAUAGUACUGUAUUCUCCAUGUAUAGCACUGUAUUCUCCAUGUAUAGCACUGUAUUCUCCAUGUAUAGCACUGUAUUCUCCAUGUAUAGUACUGUAUUCUCCAUGUAUAGUACUGUAUUCUCUAUGUAUAGUACUGUAUUCUCCAUGUAUAGUACUGUAUUCUCCAUGCAUAGUACUGUAUUCUCCAUGCAUAGUACUGUAUUCUACAUGUAUAGUACUGUGUUCUACAUGUAUAGUUCUGAGGAAAGCACUAAGGUUAGUGAUGAGGAUACAGUAUAUUGCAUACUACUUUUCAUGCAGGUACUGUAUUGUGUGCAUCAUAUCAUACUGCACAGCGCUGACAGAGGAAUGAAUAAGGAGAGUCAGCUCUCUUUCUCUGUGUGUGUGUGUGUGUGUGUGUGUGUGUGUGUGUGUGUGUGUCUGUGUGUGUCUGUGUGUGUGUGUGUGUGUGUGUGUGUGUGUGUGUGUGUGUGUGUGUGUGUGUGUGUGUGUGUGUGUGUCUGUGUGUGUGUGUCAAAUCAAAUGCGCCAAAUACAAGUCACAUGCGCCAAAUACAAUCUUACAGUAUAAUGCUUACUUACAAGCCCUUAACCAACAAUGCAGUUCAAGAAAGAGUUGAGAAAAUAUUUACUAAAUAAAAUAAAAAAAUAAAUUGUAACACAAGAAAAAUACAUAACAAUAACGAGGCUAUAUACAGUGUGUGUCUGUUUGUGUGAUUGAGCCAGGUCAUGACCUCUGCAGCAGUGAGUGUGUGUGAGAGACAGAGGAGGACCCAUGAUAAUGGCAAGGAGAGUUAGAGACCUGAAGCACAGAGAACCUCUAUAUCUCCUCUCCUUCUGUCUAACCAUGUCUCUCUCUCUCUCUGUAUCUCUUCUCCUUCUGUCUAACCAUGUCUCUCUCUCUCUGUAUCUCUUCUCCUUCUGUCUAACCAUGUCUCUCUCUGUAUCUCUUCUCCUUCUGUCUAACCAUGUCUCUCUCUCUGUAUCUCUUCUCCUUCUGUCUAACCAUGUCUCUCUCUCUGUAUCUCUUCUCCUUCUGUCUAACCAUGUCUCUCUCUCUGUAUCUCUUCUCCUUCUGUCUAACCAUGUCUCUCUCUCUCUGUAUCUCUUCUCCUUCUGUCUAACCAUGUCUCUCUCUCUGUAUCUCUUCUCCUUCUGUCUCUCUCUCUGUAUCUCUUCUCCUUCUGUCUAACCUUCUCUCUCUCUGUAUCUCUUCUCCUUCUGUCUAACCAUGUCUCUCUCUCUCUCUCUCUCUCUCUCUCUGUAUCCCCUCUCCUGUCUACUGCGCUGGAAUACUGAUGCUGGAAGACACUGCAGGCCAGGAAGGGGUAUAGAGACAUCUCGCAGUAUGUGACAUCCUGUUUGUACUAUCUACAGGAACUCCUCUGUAUGGAAACUUGCAGGAAGGAACAGACAAUGGUGGUCAACGUCAUCUUAAUCUACAAAGACAAGCUAAACGCCUUUUAUACACUAUGUUUCCUCACCCCUGGUUAUACACAUCUGCUUACUGCCACAUAGACAAAGAGGUUGGAUUUUUCUAUAAAAGCUGAGAGCCACACCUCUGUUCGUUGAGCUUUCAACUCUGACUAUUCUUCGUGACGGUUGUUUCAUUUUUGCAAAUCUUAUAAUAAAAUUGUUGUCUCUCUUCCUAUAGAAUUUCUCUGACAAUUCUUGCAUGUUUUGUUUUGUUUCGUACAUUUUUUCCCCCCACAAUGAAUAAUGUACUUAGUGCUGAAGGUGAUCUUCCAUUAUCUAACCUUCUCACUAUCGCUCUAUCUCGCUCUCUCUCUCUUCAGGCAUUGGUGAAAAUCAACCCCCAGCUCCAGCCAAUGGUUGACUUGAUCUGGGCUAACACACCCAAGUGGGAGGAACUGGAUAAAGAGAGACAACACAGCCAGAGUGAGUCCAAACCCACAAGUCAUUGUAGCAGUGACACCACAGAAACAAGAAGUUGUUCUUUGGGUGACACACCUUGCUGUGCAUGUGACCCUCCUAAACUAACAUUCAAACUCCUGCUACCUUUCCAGGCAAUCUUUCCUCUACCUCUUAGCUUCUGCACUCUUCACCGCAGCAUGAAAAAUAGGCAUUGCAGUGCAUUCAUAGACUGACCAGGUGAAUCCAGGUGAAAGCUAUGAUCCCUUAUUGAUGUCACUUGUUAAAUCCACUUCAAUCAGUGUAGAUGAAGGGGACAGAGACAGGUUUUUAAGCCUUGAGACAAUUGUAUGCCAUUCAGAGGGUGAAUGGGCAAGACAAAAUAUUUAAGUGCCUUUGAACAGGGUAUGCUAGUAGGUGCCAGGUGCACCAGUUUGAGUCAAGAACUGCAAUGCUGCUGGGUUUUUCACGCUCAACAAUUUCCCUGUGUGUAUCAAGAAUGGUCCACCACCCAAAGUACAUCCAGCCAACUUGACACAACUGUGGGAAGCAUUGGAGUCAACAUGGGCCAGCAUCCCUGUGGAACACUUUAGACACCUUGUAGAGUCCAUGUCCUGACAAAUUGGGGCUGUUCUGAGAUCAAAGGGGGGCGGGGGGUGUGGGGGGGUGCAAUUCAAUAUUAGGAAGGUGUUCCUAAUGUUUGGUAUACUCAGUGAAUGUAAUGUUACAUUAGAAGUAUUACUGAAGAGUACUGAAUAUACACUGUAUAUACAAAAGUAUGUGGACACCCCUUCAAAUAACUGGAUCUGGCUAUUUCAGCCACACCCGUUGCUGACAGGUGUAUAAAAUCAAGCACACAGCCAAAGCAUUCUCCAUUGACAAACAUUGGCAGUAGAAUGGCCUUACUGAAGAGCUCAGUGACUUUCAACGUGGCACCAUCAUAGGAUGCCACCUUUCCAACAAGUCAGUUAGUCAAAUUUCUGCCCUGCUAGAGCUGCCCCGGUCAACUGUAAGUUCUGAAGUGGAAACGUCUAGGAGCAACAACGGCUCAGCUGCGAAGUGGUUGGCCACAAAAGCUCACAGAACGGGACCGCCGAGUGCUGAAGCGCGUAAAAAUCGUCUGUCCUCGGUUGCAACACUCAUUACCACAUUCCAAACUGCCUCUGGAAGCAACGUCAGCACAAGAACUGUUCGUCGGGAGCUUCAUGAAAUGGGUUUCCAUGGCAGAGCUGCCGCACACAAGCCUAAGAUCACCAAGCAUCUGCUGGAGGGGUGUAAAGCUCACUGCCAUUGGACUCUGGAGCAGUGGAAACACAUUCUCUGGAGUGACGAAUCACGCUUCACCAUCUGGCAGUCCGACGGAUGAAUCUGGGUUUGGCGGAUGCCAAGAGAAUGCUACCUGCCCGAAAUCAUAGAGCCAACUGUCAAGUUUGGUAGAGGAGGAAUAAUGUUUUGGGUCUCUUUUCAUGGUUCGGGCUAGGCCCCUUAGUUCCAGUAAAGGGAAAUCUUAAAGAUACAGCAUACAAUGACAUUCUGGACAAUUCUGUGCUUCCAACUUUGUGGCAAGUUUGGGAAAGGCCCUUCCUGUUUCAGCAUGACAAUGCCCCCGUGCACAAAGCGAGGUCCAUACAGAAAUGGUUUGUCGAGAUCGGUGUGGAAGAACUUGACUGGCCUGCACAGAGCCCUGACCUCAACCCUAUCAAACACCUUUUCGCCCAACAUCAGUGUCCGACCUCACUAAUGCUCUUGUGGCUGAAUGGAAGCAAGUCCCCUCAGCAAUGUUCCAACAUCUAGGGGAAAGCCUUCCCAGAAGAGUGAAGGCGGUAAUAGCAGCAAAGGGGGAACCAACUCCAUAUUAAUGCCCAUGAUUUUGGAAUGAGAUGUUCGACGAGCAGGUGUCCACAUACUUUUACAUUAGAAGUAUAACUAUAUGUCAUGUAACAUUAGAAGUCUUACUAUGUCACUGGCUCCAGGUCAUCUACAAGACCCUGCUAGGUAAAGUCCCCCCUUACCUCAGCUCGCUGGUCACCAUAGCAGCACCCACCUGUAGCACGCGCUCCAGCAGGUAUAUCUCUCUGGUCACCCACAAAGCCAAUUCCUCCUUUGGCCGCCUCUCCUUCCAGUUCUCUGCUGCCAAUGACUGGAACAAACUACAAAAAUCUCUGAAACUGGAAACACUUAUCUCCCUCAAUAGCUUUAAGCACCAGCUCAGAGCAGCUCACAGAUUUCUGCACCUGUACAUAGCCCAUCUAUAAUUUAGCCCAAACAACUACCUCUUCCCCUACUGUAUUUAUUUAUUUAUUUUGCUCCUUUGCACCCCAUUAUUUAUACACUGCUCAAAAAAAUAAAGGGAACACUUAAACAACACAAUGUAACUCCAAGUCAAUCACACUUCUGUGAAAUCAAACUGUCCACUUAGGAAGCAACACUGAUUGACAAUAAAUUUCACAUGCUGUUGUGCAAAUGGAAUAGACAAAAUGUGGAAAUUAUAGGCAAUUAGCAAGACACCCCCCAAAACAGGAGUGAUUCUGCAGGUGGUGACCACAGACCACUUCUCAGUUCCUAUGCUUCCUGGCUGAUGUUUUGGUCACUUUUGAAUGCUGGCGGUGCUCUCACUCUAGUGGUAGCAUGAGACGGAGUCUACAACCCACACAAGUGGUUCAGG
Messenger RNA from Salvelinus fontinalis (brook trout), 6185 nucleotides. RefSeq lists its product as uncharacterized. The coding region runs from base 1248 to 2219 and encodes 323 amino acids. The transcript is spliced from 4 exons. NCBI's taxonomy places the organism in Eukaryota, Metazoa, Chordata, Actinopteri, Salmoniformes, Salmonidae. The record is from RefSeq and is a predicted model, not a curated record.